UUAUGUCAUCGAAAGCACGAUUCAUAAUGUCAUCGUUUGCAAGAUUAACGAGACACCCGUUCAAUCCGGUUCGCGCCCUUCCGUUGAGUAGGGCUCAAGAGUUGAGACACCGGAGAAUUUAUACACCUACACGUGGAUUCGAACAUCGUGGCUACUCGCAAAAUUAUAACAAUAUUGGUAUAAGAAGCUUUUAUGUGUACGGCUCAACUCCAGGGACUUCAUUGCCUUCUGUACCUCCAUCUUCGUCUCCAUUCAGAAAUUGGAUUCUUGGAAUAAUUUUGUCAAUAAUUCUACCCUUCUUUGGCAUCAAAAUGGGACCGUUACUACAAUUCAAAAGGGAAGUUGAUACAGCGGUGAAGACGGUAGAAGAAGUAGUAGAGGUGGUUGAAAAGGUGGCGGAGGUGGUUGACAAGGUGGCAGAGGAUGUCUCCGACCACCUUCCGGAAGGUGGAAAGCUUAAGAAAGUGGCGGAGGCCGUCGAGGUGGCGGCGGAGGAAACAGCCAAGGAUGCUUAUGUUGUCGGAAAUGCCAUUGACAAGUUCCAAGAAGUGGAAGAGAAGGUCGAAAACUUGGUCGGAACCAUGGAGGAUCAUCAAGACAAAGUAUCUCAAAAUUCCCAAAGAACAAAUGAUAGUCUUCAACACUAAAGGAUCAAACAUGUAUUUGGAUCGUUACUUAGUUC
Andrographis paniculata is the source of this 682-nucleotide messenger RNA. RefSeq lists its product as uncharacterized. The record is from RefSeq and is a predicted model, not a curated record. The coding region runs from base 3 to 647 and encodes 214 amino acids. The transcript is spliced from 5 exons. NCBI's taxonomy places the organism in Eukaryota, Viridiplantae, Streptophyta, Magnoliopsida, Lamiales, Acanthaceae.